AUGACAAACCGACCAAUCUUUGUGGCUACGCAUCCACGUGCCUGUUCGACGGCCUUUGAGCGGGUCUUUAUCACCCGCCGCGACAUUCUCGAGUGCCACCAUGAGCCCUUCGGCGACCCCUUCUACUUUGGCCCGGAGAACUUGAGUCCCAGGUUCAAAGAGGAUGAGGCUGGCAGGGUCGAGAGCGGCUACGCCGACUUGACCUUUGGAGAUGUCAUGGAUCAACUUCUGAAUCAGAAAGAGGGCAAACGAGUCUUUACCAAGGACAUGGCCUACUACCUCUUCUCGCCGCAGGGCUGGCCGACCUACCUCUUCCCGUCGCUGGUCGACCGCCUGCCCGGCGGCAAGAGCAAGGAGGCCGUGGAGGUGGAGGUGAAGGAGAGUGGGAGCGGCGGCGGCGGCGGCGGCCUCCGCAAGCUGCUGCAGGAGCCCGGCAACCCGACGGCCGUGCCGCGCGAGAUGCUGCGCAAGUUCCACUUUGCCUUCCUCAUCCGCCACCCGCGCCGGUCGGUGCCCUCGUACUACCGCUGCCACAUCCCGCCGCUCGUCGACGUGACGGGCUUCAGCGAGUUCCUGCCCGAGGAGUCCGGGUACGCCGAGCUGCGGCGCCUCUUUGACUUCUUGCGCGGCGAGGGCAUGGUCGGCCCCGGGCGGGCUGUUGGCGAGGCUGCGACCAACGGCACGACGACCAACGGCGUCAAUGGCACGAACGGCACUGCCAACGGCGUCAAUGGGACCAACGGCACCAACGGCACCGCCAACGGCGUGAACGGGCAUGCGGAGCACCAGCAGGAGCGCGUGCCCAUCACGCUGGUCGACGCCGACGACCUGCUCGACCGGCCCGAGGAGGUGGUCCGGGCGUUCUGUAGGGACGUCGGCAUCGACUUCCAGCCCGUGAUGCUGGACUGGGACGAGGAGAGCCUGGCGCAGUCGAGCGAGGCCUUCAAGAAGUGGGACGGCUUCCACGACGACGCGCUGGGGAGCACCUCGCUGAAGCCGAGGACGCAUGCACAGAAAACCAAGACUGAAGCGCAGGAGGACGAAGAGUGGACGCAAAAGUUUGGCGCUGAGGCUGCCAAGGUCAUCCGGCAGACCGUCAACGACAAUAUCGAGCACUAUGAGUAUCUGAAGCAGUUCAAGCUGAAGAUUUGA
Messenger RNA from Thyridium curvatum, 1152 nucleotides. RefSeq lists its product as uncharacterized. Bases 1 to 1152 code for a protein of 383 amino acids. The transcript is spliced from 4 exons. The record is from RefSeq and is a predicted model, not a curated record. NCBI's taxonomy places the organism in Eukaryota, Fungi, Ascomycota, Sordariomycetes, Thyridiales, Thyridiaceae.